Messenger RNA from Pleurotus ostreatus (oyster mushroom), 2697 nucleotides. RefSeq lists its product as uncharacterized. Lineage: Eukaryota; Fungi; Basidiomycota; Agaricomycetes; Agaricales; Pleurotaceae. The record is from RefSeq and is a predicted model, not a curated record. Bases 1 to 2697 code for a protein of 898 amino acids. The transcript has 13 exons.
AUGGAUCUGCGGAGUCUGCUAAGCAAGCCGAAGGAUUCUGAUACUUUAAAAGUGUUCUGUUACAUGCUCGGUUUUGUGCUCUUCGGUGUUUUGGUAACUCAGAUAUCCUUUUACACGACACAUUUCCCGAACGAUGCAAGAAUCAUCAAGGUGGUUGUAUGGUCCGUCGGCUUAUUGGAGGCCCUCUUCACUGUAUUCACCGUCGUCGCCGGAUGGAACAACUUUGGCACGAAUUGGGGUGACAUGGACACUCUUCAAGAAUUCCACUGGUCAUGGCUAGUUCUACCACUGAUGUCAGGACCAGUGAUUUUUGCCACCCAGACAUUCUUUGCCUGGAGAAUUGCUAGAAUCUCAGCCAAAAUCUGGCUUGGCUUGCCAUUUGUCGUGCUGGCCCUUCUACAAUACUUCGCAUAUUUAUACUGGUCAAUUGGAGUAUGUGGCACAUGCACAUCAACGAUUGCUUUGCAACCCAUACUCACGUCUAUCAGACACUCGUACAUGCUUGUUACUGGUUUGGUGUGCAAUUUGUUGAUAACGGUAGCAAUGAGCACAAUGGUGGGCCCGACAUUGUCUCAGCGCUUCAUGUUACUCAUCGAGCCUCAGACGUUGAUGAUGCCAGAAAUGUCGUAUCGGUUGACCUACAACCAAAUUGCUCAGCUCUCCGUUGAGACGAACGUUUUCCUAACCAUAGGCUCUAUGAUAGAGCUCAUCUUAUGGCGCACGAUGCCACAUAAUGGCUUCCAUUUUAUGUUGUUUCUCAUAUUGGGAAGAUUGUAUGCUAACAUUCUACUCGCAUCUCUGAAUUCGCGCAUCCAUUAUUCGACAUCCCAAAACUCGAGCUUCGAAUCACGUAACGGCGCAACCUUGUGGGCUGACAUGUCUCGCCGUGAGAUAGACAUCAAUACAAUCCGGUCUGGCAUCAUGAAUGUCCAAGCAAACGCAAUCAUCAAUACCCAUCACGACUCUGAGUACGGGUUCCAGCCUUCUGUACGUGCAAGAUUUCCCUCCGGAGCAGCAGCUUUAAACCAACAAGUCACGCGCACUAUUUCACUUAGCGCCAACUAUCAUCUCCUCGAAAUCGAGGCAAUGAGUUCUUCCCUUCCUUUGAAUCCGCAGAGUUCUUCGAAAUCACAUUCUUUUCAUACAAAACCGUUAAGCUUGUCUCCUACAAACCCAACAACCUCACCUUCCCCGCAUAUUUCGCGGAAACACCGACCCCCUUCAAUCAACGUGACUCCAAAACGAAGCCAACUCGCCAGACGACAAUCUUCCAUAUCGUAUAUCGUUAGCCCACCUACGACAUGCCCUUCGGCCCCUUUGACAUGUGGUGCAGAAUGGCUGAACAGAGGUGACCAGAGACACGGCGGCCAGCUUUCGAGGAGCAUGUCAUUAAGCAGCAGGGCUGUCCUGAAGGGGGAUGUCAAGAGGGUAUCUAGUCGCAAUGCCUCUGAAGUCGACGACGGAAUGGAAAAUCAGAAGCGAGUACCAUUGACGCCGGUUGAGAGGCACGCCGAACUGCUUCAUAUCAUCGCGCAGAAGGAGUCCAUAUGUUUGGAAUUACGCUCUCAGCUUGAAGCACACGAAGCGGAGUUGCUGCAACUGAAACGAAAGUGGGAGAUUGUUGUCUCUCGUGGACUUGACAUUCCGACACCUCUGAGUCUGGAUCGCCUCCCUCCUACAUCCCAUGCCGUUGACAAAGGUUCCGCCGUCGUGCUUGAAGGGAUCAAGGAAGGUGUACAAGGCGUCGGUCGCCUAAUCCUCGGACAGCCAGCGACAACGUCGGGGAAAAGCCGGGCUCGAGGUGACCGCCAUCGCACCAUGAACACGCUCCAUCUAUCCCAAUCUUCCGACAUAUCAGUUUCCUCAAACGCAAGUUCCCGGUCUAGUGUAAUGACUGCUAGCACCAAACGGACGAGCGUAUCAUCUAGCGGCAGCGCAGGCGCUGACAAGGAGGCUCCGUUGGUGCGCAAGGACACAGGAGCAGCUCCUACAAUGAGCCCGAGCUCAACAUUCUCACCACUCUUGCAGCAGAUAGAAGUUCCUGCUGGGACGACUGAUACAAGGCGUGAAGAGUCACCCCUCGCCUCGUCUUCCCCUAGAAUCAGUAACAAAACCCUUCGCAGACGUUCGGCUGGUACUGGUUUAUCCCCUUCAUUGUCUUCACGUCUAGAUGACGAUCAUUCGGCCCUUUCCACUACAAACCAGCACGACGAACCUACCAAAUCAAGCAAGAAUCCCUCACUACCGCCUCCCGUGUCGAUACCUGGAUUAGGUGCCUUCUCUGCUGGCGUUGGUGCGGAUACAACUGGGCUGGGUAAAAGAUGGGAGGAUGGGUUAAUCAAGAGUCAGAGGCGAGCAUCCACAUUCUUGUCUGACCUUGUCUCUGCCUUCUCCCCACCGACUUCUUCAUCCCUUUUGCUGCACUCGUCUCCGAGCGCUUCUCCUUCCUCGUCGGUGACGCCACUCAGGCGUUCUCAUACGGCGCUCUCACCGUUGGCUAAGAGUCCUCCGGCUUCAAGAUCUCUACUCGACGACUCAGACGAUGAUAGCACAAUCGGAGGGUUAAUGAGCACCGACGUCAUGAUACCAGUACAGUCGCGGACAUAUCCAGCCAAGAAGACGCCGUUGCGUAGGACAUCCAGUCAGAAGGCUUCGAAACCCAGCAGCAUCCUGCCGGACGACGAAUGGAAUUGGUAG